This is a messenger RNA of Aspergillus thermomutatus, 690 nucleotides long. RefSeq lists its product as uncharacterized. The coding region runs from base 1 to 690 and encodes 229 amino acids. The record is from RefSeq and is a predicted model, not a curated record. The transcript is spliced from 4 exons. Lineage: Eukaryota; Fungi; Ascomycota; Eurotiomycetes; Eurotiales; Aspergillaceae.
AUGCCGGCCUACGUCGUUGACGGCAUACGUUAUCGGAUUCCUCUGACCUCCAUCUUCAGACCCAGGACGCUGUGCAAAGACCUGCUGGCUACUGAUGCGCAAAGGCGAGCUAGGGUGGCUGCAAAGCACGACACGAACUUUUGGCACACCCAAACCGAGACGGAAGUUUUGUGGACAGAUAUUGCGGGGAACAGGUGGAAUCUUGACGAUGGCGUGGUCACUCGACAGCUCAAAACUCGUGGGAUUUCCAGGAAACAUAUACCCAGUGCAUUGAGCGACGGUUUCAUUGAAGAGCUGAAAGACCGGCUGAACGAGAUUCAGGGAGGCAGACUUCAGAGUGUCAGGAAAGCGGACCGCAAAACUUGGUGGCAUAUGAGCAAUCUGGAACCUGCGGGUGAAUUAAUAAGCCCAGAGUCAGACCGUCUGGUGUCCUUUUCCAAUCCCUUGGUCACAGAUGGCGAAUCUGUGCUGAAGUUUGAAGAGGUUGAAUUCGAGAAAGAGUACGAUGUCUCCCGUCGCAAGGACAUCGACCAGGACUUCACCCUAGAGGACGUGACGCUUCUUCGUGAAAUUGCUGCUGGAUGGAAAAAGGACCAGUGGCGGGCCAUCAGUACAAGAUUCAAUGGCAUGACCGGUCGUAUAAUCUCCCCUGAACAGGCAAAGUCAGUUCUCAAUAACUACCCAGGGUAA